Messenger RNA from Psilocybe cubensis, 963 nucleotides. RefSeq lists its product as uncharacterized. The record is from RefSeq and is a predicted model, not a curated record. Gene Ontology annotation, biological process: TRAMP-dependent tRNA surveillance pathway; U5 snRNA 3'-end processing; exonucleolytic trimming to generate mature 3'-end of 5.8S rRNA from tricistronic rRNA transcript (SSU-rRNA, 5.8S rRNA, LSU-rRNA). The transcript is spliced from 6 exons. Gene Ontology annotation, cellular component: cytoplasmic exosome (RNase complex); nuclear exosome (RNase complex). Lineage: Eukaryota; Fungi; Basidiomycota; Agaricomycetes; Agaricales; Agrocybaceae. Bases 1 to 963 code for a protein of 320 amino acids.
AUGGCCUCAACCUCCCUAUCCACCCCUCUCCCCCUCCCCCCUCCCCAUCCCCCCACAUCAUCCGCCCUCGCACUCGCACAUCUAACACAAGAAGAACACGACGCACUCCAAGCCGCCGUGUUCCAGCGCCUGCAUCCACGACUGUAUCUGGAGCGGUAUGUGAGCGAGCGGGUGAGGCCUGAUGCGCGGCUGUUUGGGGAGGGGAGGGGGGUGAGUGUUGAUGUUGGCUCCAUAUCGACCGCCGACGGCUCCGCGCUCGUCAGGAUGGGCGAAACGACCGUCGUGUGUGGUGUCAAAGCUGAGAUUGCGGAGCCUGAGCUGGAUAGAGAGUCGUUAGGGUUUUUAGUGCCCAAUCUGGAUCUUACUGCGAUGUGCUCGCCCAAGUUUAAACCUGGUCCGCCGACGGAGGAGGCGCAGGUGUUGUCUGAUCGGUUGAAUCAUGCGCUUAUCACAUCGAAUUUUGUAUCGCUGGAAUCGCUGUGCAUACACCCAGGUAAAGCGGUAUGGGUGCUCUACGUCGACGCGACAUGUGUGAAUUAUGAUGGGAACGCGUUUGAUGCGACGUUGCUUGCGAUGGUUGCUGCUCUUCGAAAUACGACACUGCCGCAGGCGACGUAUGACCCUGAAACGAACCGGACGGUAUGUUCGAGGAGAUUACCGAGGGUCCCGCUGCAGUUAGCGAAGAGCACGCCGAUUAGCACGUCGUUUGGGAUAUUCGACUCGAAAUAUGUUUUGCUGGAUCCGACGGCGUUCGAAGAGCCGUUGUUGGAUACUUCUCUGUCGAUUGUGUUGGGUGAUGAGGGUGAUAUUGUGUCGGUUGCGCAGGUGGGGUCGUUGGUGGUUUCUGUGAGCGAGGGUGAGGGUGAGGGAGGGGAGGAGGUGCGGAAGGAUGUGUUGGCGGAGUGUAUAGCGAGUGCGAAGUUGCGGCGCGCAGAGGUUGUAGAUGCGUUGAACGUAACGUGA